AUGAGGGCUUUGAAUAUUUCCUCAAUGAGAGGCCAUAAAGAGAGGGAGGAUGGACUUCGAUUUUCUAUAAGCAAUGGUGGAACGAGCUGUAUGGAGUUGAGAUGGUCUCUUAUAGCAAGGAGGCUUCCAGGGCGAACAGACAAUGAAAUAAAGAAUUAUUGGAAUACUAAUCUUAAGAAGAAAGUUCGAGGUCACCCAACAUACUCCUCGAACUAUGAGCAAUUAUCAAACAGAUCCAAACUAAAAGAUACUCUCAUAGUGAGCCCGUCUAAAACAACCCCCUUGCCAUCAACUAGCACAAAAUCAUUUGCAAUACGUGCCAAGCCAUCUAAACACGUUCACAUUCACAAGCCAGUAGAAGCAGGGCCUUCAAUGGCACAAAAGUACUCAACGAAAGAUGAUUGCGAUGCUACCAAAUUGGAUAUUGCUUUGGAAAAUAUGGAUCAGUUUGAUCAUUCUAUGAAAAUGAAUUUUGAGAUCGAUGACAAUUGUCUAUUUGAUUUUCUUGAUGCAGAUUUUUCUCAACUUUGCAGUUUUAGCGGUCAGUUUGAAAGGGAAUGCGACACUACUACAUUUGGAAAUAGAAGUUGCCACUCAAUUCCAAGUUCUAAUGAAAAGUUAGUAUUGUUCCCUGAAGAAAUAUUUCUUGGAUCAAUAUGGUCACCAGAAAUUGAUUGGCUCCAAGAUUGA
Messenger RNA from Malania oleifera, 690 nucleotides. Its product is annotated as transcription factor MYB1-like. Bases 1 to 690 code for a protein of 229 amino acids. The record is from RefSeq and is a predicted model, not a curated record. Lineage: Eukaryota; Viridiplantae; Streptophyta; Magnoliopsida; Santalales; Ximeniaceae. The transcript is spliced from 2 exons.